AUGUGGCUGGGUCUCCUCUUCUCUAUGAUAUGUCUCGUGGUGCUGGCUUCAAGUGCAGCAGACUCCCGCCCAUCUCCCGGCGUCCGGAAUCCAUUGGCGGAUACCUACCGCGAAAAGAUAGUACAGUGUCUCAUUCUGGGCGAAUACACCAAAGCGAAAUCCGGGCGUUACGUUCUUGAAACGCUGUACCACUACUUGACCGUCGAGUAUUCUAUUCAGAAGGAUGCCGAUCGAGAUAUCUGGAUCCUGUUGGGAAUCUCGGUCAAUAUAGCUUUGCGCAUGGGUUACCAUCGGGAUCUGUCGCACUUGCCAGGGAUCUCCCCAUUUGCGGGAGAGAUGCGACGGCGGUUAUGGGCCACGAUACUGCAGGGAGACAUCCUGAUUUCCACCCAGAUCGGCAUGCCGCGUAUGAUCAAGGCUUGGCAAUGUGAUACGGCAGAACCCCGUAAUCUGAAUGACUCGGACUUCGAUGAGGAUUGCUCCGAGCUUCCCCCGUCCAGACCAGAGAUGGAGAUGACUACAGUUUCGCAUCUGGUCGCUCGGCGGCGUAUAUUUGCCUCCCUGGGAGCGAUGAUCGAUUUCACCGCGUCAGUGCGACGGGUAGCAUACGACGAGGUAAUGCGAUUAGAUCGCAUUCUGCAUGACGCAGACACAACGGUUCCUGCCUACCUCCGGAUGAAGACAAUGGCUGCGGCCGUGACCGAUCCCCCACAAGUGAUUAUGAAUCGGCUCUUUCUCAGGCUGAUGUUCCACAAGGGUCAAAUGAUGCUACAUUACAAGAAUCUAACCCCGAGCCUAGUCGCAACUUCCGAUAACCAGACAUCGUACUCCUACUCGCGUAGCUCUUGCAUAAAGGCAGCGUUGGGUAUUUUGGAGAUCCAGCGAAUCCUCGACGAGGAAACUAUCCCGGAUGGGCAGCUUUAUAUGAUGCGAUGGCCAACUUCCUCAUUCAUGAAGCAUGAGUUUUUAACAGCCACGAUGAUGCUGUGCUUUCUCACACGACAGAGAUAUGGCAAUCCAGCGGUUCUGGCUGAUGGCCACAACUUGGACCAAAUCAUGGCAGCGUUAACAAGGGCACAUGGUAUCUGGUCAAGGUCAGGGAAUUCAUCGGUAGAAGCAAAGACAGCAGCAGACACUCUCGGCAAUGUUCUGGCUAAAAAGUCGGCUAAUUCUAGCAUGGGUGCAGAGGGUGUGAGGGAUGGAUGA
This is a messenger RNA of Penicillium digitatum Pd1, 1206 nucleotides long. RefSeq names its product fungal specific transcription factor domain-containing protein. Lineage: Eukaryota; Fungi; Ascomycota; Eurotiomycetes; Eurotiales; Aspergillaceae. Gene Ontology annotation, biological process: DNA-templated transcription. Gene Ontology annotation, molecular function: DNA binding; zinc ion binding. The record is from RefSeq and is a predicted model, not a curated record.